AUGCCUGAGAGGGGCCAUAAGUUGUUAAUGGCUUUGUCAUCGCAAAGGAAACAAUCAUUCGGUGAAACUGUCAGCAGAAAAACUAUGUGUCGAUCAGGGACUGUCACCAGAACGAUGGCCUUGCAGGAGCAGGUCUGGCCAGUCCCAAUGAAGGCAAUUGGAGCACAAAACCUUUUGACAAUGCCUGGAGGAGUGACCAAAUCAGGGUAUCUUCAUAAAAAAGGAGGCACCCAGCUGCAGAUCUUGAAGUGGCCAUUGAGAUUUGUGAUUAUCCAUGAGGGAUGUAUUUACUAUUUUAAGAGCAGCACAUCUGCAUCUCCACAGGGUGCAUUUUCUUUGAAUGGUUACAACAGGGUUAUGAGGGCAGCUGAGGAGACAACAUCAAGCAAUGUGUUUCCUUUCAAGUUAGUACAUAUUAGCAAGAAGCACAGGACGUGGUUUUUUUCAGCUUCGUCUGAAGAUGAAAGAAAGAAUUGGAUGCUAUCCCUGAGGAGGGAAAUUGAUCACUACCAUGAGAAGAAAGAAACAAUAACAGAAUUCAGUGACUCUGGUUCUGAUGCAGACAGUUUCUAUGGCUCGGUAGAACGUCCCAUUGAUAUCAAGUAUUCUCAUCAUUCAGCAGAUAACGAAGAUUAUGACCAGGAGGAAGAGGAUGAGUCUUACUUGCAGCCAGAUACUUCUGACAUAGUGAAAGAUGAUAUGGUCCUGCCCCCAGCUUACCCGCCUCCACCGGUUCCUCAUGUCAGAAAAGCUGCCUACUCAGAAUCAAGGGCAAAUUCCUUUGCUGGCAAAUCUACUGUGCCAGCACCACCACCGCCUCCUAAAAGAAGCUUACCUGAUGUCAAACUAGAUGAUUUCUUAAACAGCAGAGAAACCCAGUUACAGUGCCGAGGUGAACCUAAUCUAAAGAUUCAAUCCUCAAGCCGGAGACUAAGUGAACAGAUGCCCCCUGUACCCCCUCUACCUCUUUUCAAAAAGCCUGCCUGUGUCAAAGAAACUUGCUCAUUGCCUGCAGAGCCUCUGCCUUUAGCUCAAUUUCUUGCUACUCCAGAAGGAUGUGAGAAGCUAAAAACCUUAAAUCUUUCACCGCGAACUCCUCCUCCACUACCAAGCAGUAAACCCAAGCUGUCACAGUUUACUGAAAAACCAGUAGAGCCCAAAGUGCCAAGAGAACAUGGUAAACCUGGACUGUUUGUGCCACCAGUGCUCCCAAAGCCACCUGUGCCAAGCCACCAGCCCCCUGGAAUCAAGCCUAGACCAGAGAAGUCUUCAUGUCCCCAGUUACAGAGAUCACCACCAGAUGGACAGAGUUUUAGAAGCUUCUCAUUUGAAAAACCAGCACUACCCUCCAAGCCAAACCAACCUGAUGAUGAUUCUGAUGAUGACUAUGAAAAAGUUGGGCUGCCUGCUUCAAUAUUUCUUAAUACCUCUGAAUCCUUUGAAGUUGAAAGGACAUUUAAAGCUAGUAGCCCACGGGGACAACCGCAAAAUGGAUUGUACUGUAUCAGAAACUCAUCUACUAAGCCUGGAAAGGUAUUGGUUGUAUGGGAUGAAUGUGCAGAAAAAGUGAGAAACUACAGAAUCUUUGAAAAGGAUUGCAAGUUUUACCUGGAUUCAGACAUCAUGUUUUUGAACAUGGGAAGUUUGGUUGAAUACUAUAGCACUCAUGUCUUGCCUAGUCACGACAGCCUGAUUCUUCAGUGUCCUUAUGGUUACUCUAAACCAAGGUGACAGGACUGGCAUAAUUCACUGACACUUAAGACAACUGGGUUCCCUGCUGCCCUUGAAUUAAAUGUGGACUCCUGCCACUGCUGGACAUCCCGCUCUUUGCACACAGA
Molecule: messenger RNA, 1838 nt
Organism: Nipponia nippon (crested ibis)
Lineage: Eukaryota; Metazoa; Chordata; Aves; Pelecaniformes; Threskiornithidae
Gene: SH3BP2
Product: SH3 domain binding protein 2
Biological process (GO): signal transduction
Molecular function (GO): SH3 domain binding
Source: RefSeq, a predicted model, not a curated record